AUGAAUAUGUUGGAUGAUGAAGAUGAUCAAAGCUUUCACGCUACGCGUGACGGCUACUCCCAUUUGAGCGAUGUCGAAUGGGAUGCGGUUGAACGAAUGGGUUCGACCAUGGGCAUCCAUGCUGUUAGCGUCAUGCUAGAGGCUCUCAAUAGAGAUGCCCAACAUGCUACUAUCACCAAGUUCAUUCAAAAUGAACUUGACGCAGAACGCGAGAAAGUAGCCUUGCUUCGCCAACAAGGUUCUCAACAAGCAGAGUUGUUGAGAGAACAAGGUGCUCAACAGUUUGAACUAUUGAGACAGCAGCAGGCUGCUGCUGGCGGGUCGAUGCACUCGCGUCGACCCGAGACCUUGAAGAUUGACAUCUCCAAGUAUAGGGGGGUCGAAGAAGACUCCCUCUUGAGAUGGUUCGUCGAAUUGGAUGACGCCAUAAGGGCGCGUCGCAUCGACGACGGGGAUAUGCAAGUUGCAUUUGCCCAGUCAAAUCUGGCAGGACGUGCCAAGACUUGGGCACUGGGGCUCAAGCUGCACGACCCAUAUGCGUUUGGGUCGUUGGAAGUCUUCAAGUCGCGACUCAGACAAACGUUUGAACCGCUUAGAGCUGAGUUCAGAGCUCGAACCGAACUCUUGAAGCUCAAACAGGGUAAGCGUGAUGUGCACGCUUACGCUCAACAUGGUCUUGCGGAUGGUCCCGUCAAGACUCACCUGUUCCGGCUUGAACUAGGUUCGCUAAAACAAGCCAUUUCCAUUGCGGAGCAGGAAGACUUCAGUCUGAGACAGGCUCGCGCCAGCUCGACAUCAUAUCGUCAACCGAGACGAUAUGACAGCGGAGGUCCAGAGCCGAUGGAACUCUGUUAUGUAGAGAGCGAGAAGACUCGCUCUACAGACUACAAGAAGUUGCAGAAAUUCAACAGAUAUCAAAAGACAGGACACUACGCUUACGAGUGUAGUGCCCCUCGUCCAGUGUAUCGCAACACAGGGCAUAGUGAUCGUUCACCCAUGUGA
Messenger RNA from Peronospora matthiolae, 1002 nucleotides. The record is from the annotation of a GenBank genome assembly. Lineage: Eukaryota; Oomycota; Peronosporomycetes; Peronosporales; Peronosporaceae.